AAUAGAACUCAGAUGGCAGCAUGUGAUUGCUCACUCACCCCUGUCCCAAAGAUCCAGCACCAUCAGGACCCGGUAGCAGCUGCUACUAAAAAUAGAAGGAAAGAAGAGGCAGCCCCACAGUCUGAGCAACACCACGGAGUUAUACCCUCCAUACUGGUGGGCACCCAGAAGUGUCAUGAAGUCUCUGAGGUUUGCGAGUGCAGAAGCCCUGGUGUCCAAUGCCCAGGUGACCAGGGAGAGUCUGAAAAAUGUGGCCUAUAACCUCUACCCCCUCCUGUUUAAAGCCAGCUAUUUGCUGGAACAAGGAGAAGUGGUUCACGACCUAUUGGAAAAUUGGCCACUAGCAGAAUUCAACCUUGGAAACCUGUUGAGGCCAACAGCAGACUACCCAGAAGACCUCAGCACUCGGGCCUGCAAGAUUUGCCUGGAGGCCUGUCUAGUGGGGCUCAAAGACUAUGUGCUGAAUGACUCCCCAACUUACACCAAAAGGCUGAGAACAGCUGAUCUCACGGGCAUCCAAGAUGUGGAAGUUCAGCUGUGCAAAUGCCAGACAUCUCUGGGAAGGUGGGGCCGGACGGGCCUCCUAGCCAGACUCUGCUUUGAUCUGCUGGUAGAGCUGCAGAGGAGACCAUUCAACCCGAGCAUCUUGGAUACCAGCAUCAAUGUCUUCAUCAACUUCUUUGUCACAGAGGGCAACUAUGAGUGUGCACUGCAAGCCCUGAUGGUGAGAUGCCACUCCCCACUGAAGGUGCGCUGUGUGGCCUUCCGGGCUGACAGCCUGGGCCUCAAGAAGCUCUUCUAUAUGUUGCGCCUGGUGGAGCCCGACUCUCUGGAGAAGCUGGAGAUUGUCCACAAUGUACACAUGGAGAUGGAGCACCUACAGGUGUUACUCAACCACUUGGACUUCCCCCGGCUGGUCUCACUCACGUUGCCUGCAAGAGCCUUCAAUGUGCGCCGGCUGCAAGGAGAAGAUGAAGCAAUCCUCACUACCAUUGGGGAGAAACUGAGCCAGAUGUCCCAGCUCAGGGAGCUAAGCCUGGCCUUUUCCAUACUGACGGGGAGAACUCGGAAGCUGCUCAGUCCCUUGAAAACUCCCCUGAGAACUCUGGACCUGUCUAACUGCUCCCUGAACUACGCAGAUAUGGCCUACUUAGCAAACUGCCUCCAUGCCCCUCAUCUGGAGGUGCUCGACCUCAGCGGACACAAUGUGGUCAACCUGUACCCAUCAACCUUCUUCAAACUGCUCAGCCAAGCCUCCUGUACCCUGAAGGUGCUGAUAUUGGAAGAAUGCAACAUUGAGGACAGAAACCUUAACAUGAUGAUUGUGGGCUUGACCCCCUGCCGGAAACUGCAAGUCUUCAAAUUUCUCGGGAACCCACUUUCUUCACAAGCACUGAAAUGCCUGUUCAAUGUUUUUUGUCAACUCCCCAAGAUGAAAUCCAUUGAAUUCCCAGUGCCAAGGGACUGCUAUCCAGAUGGUGUCAACUACCCAUUGGAUGAUGCCACGCUCUCCAAAUUUGAUCACCAGAAAUAUGAGAAGAUUACAGAAGAACUUCAUACAAUCCUACUUCAGGCCAAUCGGGAAGAUAUCAAGGCUUCUACACCUCUCUUUGGAAGCUAUGACCCAGACAUUCAAGAAACAAGCAAUGAGCUUGGAGCCUUCUUGCUUCAAUCUUUCAGAGAUGCCCUAGAAAACUUUACCACAGCACUAAAAAAAAUGAAUUAAGUGCCUUAAAAGAAGUUCAUGAAACUAAAUCACAGUGAGAAGCUCUUGCAUCAACUUUCCUUGUCCUUCUGGAGAUCACUCCUGGGUUGGGGAUGGAACCAAGAUGAAGUAUCAUUAUCAUUAUCAUGACCACCAGCAUCAUUACCACUACCAUCAUCAUUAAGCAUUCAUUACAUGCCUGUUUAUGCAUGGCACUGGGCUAGGUACCAUAUAAAGCAGAAUACCUAGUACUGUUCCUGCCCUCUUGGAGUUCACACUCAAAAUACACCUGAAUGCUAUUUUUUUACUCUUCAUAGUUGGUUCUGAGAGUCUGGGUUGAAGUUAACAGGAAGAAUGGAAAAUCCCUGAGAUCUUCAGAGAAGCUGCUUUGCGCAGUCCAGCAUAUUCUGAAGAAAAGAUGUUAUAAUCAGGCAAUCUGCUCUGGAGGACUGCUACAGACAAAGCAAACUUCCUUGGUGCUGGGUGUGGGAAAAGACCACACCAUAGAAAUGGGGAAAGGCAGUAGGUGAUUGGAGGGGGUGGCGAUUGUAGCAGACACCAAGUCAACAGAGGUGUAAUGAGAUAGGGUGAGAAGGAAAUCGGCGAUAAAAAAUUAAGGAGACAGAGAUACAAGAAAAUACAAGGAGUAAGUGAGUUAGUCACUAAGCUAAUGAACUUAACUAAGGAAUAGAAAGAAGAAAGAUGAGAAAAGCAAACCAGACUUUCAUUCUUAGCAACAAAUUCUCUAUAGAACUGGUUCUCAAGAUACGAUCUAUAGAUGGUUUGCAAGUCCUCCAAAUGGUUCGCAAGUAUGUUUUUUGCAGCACUCAUGCAGUACUUUUGCAGUACAAUAUGACAGUGUUUAUACUUUUAUUUCUAAACUGAAUUAAUAAUCUACUAAUUCUGUCCCUCAUUGUUCUCUUAAAACACAGUGGUGGGGUUUUGCUUGUUUGUUUGGUUUGGUUUUGCAGUGAUUAGAAGCAGGAAUGGAGUCAGUAGUCCAAAGAGAAGCCAGAAUAAGGUAGAAUUCAAAUCAAUUUAAGGAAAAACUGCUCUACCAUUAGAAUCUUCUAAUACUGGAACAGGCACCUUGUUUGGGAGAGAUGGGAUGAUAACAGGUUCCCACUCACGGAAAGUCUUCAAGUAUAUAUUACCAUUUCUCAGGGAUGUUGGGAUUCAUGGUCAAGAACAAGUUGGACUACACGGCCUCUAAGAUCCCUGCACCUCUGAGAUUCCAUAAUUCUGACUGAUACUUCUUCGUUCCAACACUCAUAAUUAGCCAAGGGAUCCAAAACCAAUGUUUGAGGACCAUACCUUAAAGUUUGGUACCUUCCCUGAGUUUUAGUCCUUCAGAAAAUCCCUUUCAUCUGAGCAUUUCUAGGAUUCAUUUGAGAAGCCCUAAACUCUAGAGCAGUUGGUUCCAAUCAGGGGGACUACAUCAGUUUCAAGUAGACCCAACCCAUUCACCACUACCAUGCAUCACCACCACCACCACCAGUUCUUCAUUCAAUUAUUUGUUGCAGUUGCUUAGAUUUUCCAGUAUUUUCUGCAUAUGAAGAACAGUAUACUGAGGACAAGAAUAAUAUACCAGUGUGUCCAUGGUAUAUUAUUUAGAUCACGUGAACUUAAGAGGGAAGAGAUAUGGUCAUCACAGGUAACAAAAUAAAAGGCCUAUUCCCAUGAACUCAUCUCACAAGGAUUCGGUUUGUAUCAAGGUCUGAGUGACAAAAAAAUAACCUGCCUGGAAAUAAACCAUAAGUGUGCUCUGA
Trichosurus vulpecula (common brushtail) is the source of this 3474-nucleotide messenger RNA. It is a transcript of the gene LRRC14B, whose product is annotated as leucine rich repeat containing 14B. The coding region runs from base 176 to 1726 and encodes 516 amino acids. Gene Ontology annotation, cellular component: cytoplasm. The record is from RefSeq and is a predicted model, not a curated record. The transcript is spliced from 2 exons. Lineage: Eukaryota; Metazoa; Chordata; Mammalia; Diprotodontia; Phalangeridae.